Molecule: messenger RNA, 1282 nt
Organism: Megalobrama amblycephala (Wuchang bream)
Lineage: Eukaryota; Metazoa; Chordata; Actinopteri; Cypriniformes; Xenocyprididae
Product: 2-oxoglutarate receptor 1
Exons: 2
Coding region: 255-1262 (335 amino acids)
Biological process (GO): G protein-coupled receptor signaling pathway
Cellular component (GO): plasma membrane
Molecular function (GO): G protein-coupled receptor activity
Source: RefSeq, a predicted model, not a curated record
GGAAAUGUGUGUGUUUAGGAAGUUACAGGAAAUGUUAAAUAGUAACUCAAGGGAUAAUGCUCACUUCUGUAGUGGACAUGGUGACUCAUGCAUUUGUUUCUAGGGAGUGAAGCCAGACACUACCAAAACACAGAUGACGCUUGAUAGACAACCACAUAUCAAUGAAUGUCUGCUGGUGACUGUGGAUUCAUGGUACCGCGUUGAGUAUUGAACACUAACCCGAGGAGAAAGUGAGGGAUCAACAAACCUUCAUCAUGCAACAGAAAAUAUUGGCAGGCCUGGAAAUGAAUUCAACUGACUGUCCUCCCAUUGAUGAAUACAUAAAAAGUUAUUAUCUGCCUGUGAUGUAUGGCAUCAUUUCUGUAGUUGGAUUUGUGGGAAACUUCCUGGCAGUCAUCAUUUACCUGGCAAAGCUCCGACCCUGGAAGAGCAGCAGCAUUAUAAUGGUGAACUUGGCAGUAGCUGAUCUGCUGUAUGCUUUGAGUUUACCUAUGCUGGUCCAAUUUUACAUUACCAAAAAUUGGACCUUGGGGGAGUUCAUGUGUCGUUUCAUUCGCUUCUGCUUCUACUACAACCUCUACGGCAGCAUCCUCUUCCUCACCUGCCUCAGCAUCUUCCGUUACGUCGCAGUGGUGCAUCCACUGAAGGCUGCUGAGAUCCGGAGGAAAAGAUGGGGCAUCUUGGCUUGUCUGACCGUCUGGACCGUUUCGCUCGUGGAGAUCGGCCCAAUGCUGGGGAUGAUUACUUUACUGCAAAAGGACAACAUGACGCAAUGCGUUGACUUCGCCAGUAAUGAUCCACUGGUGGUGUGGUGGUACGGCUGGAUACUCACCGUGUUUGGAUAUGUGUUGCCAUUGCUGGUGGUGUGCUGGAGCUACACUCACAUUGCAGGUGCUCUGAGGAGCAGCAUAUCCAGAAACAGGCCGAGUCGUUCUCGAGUUCGCAUGCUUUCCAUUUUGACUCUGGUGGUGUUUGUGGUGUGCUUCUUGCCAUUUCAUAUCAUGCGUGUACUGAGGGUGGAUAGCCUGCGCAGCGCUGGUGUGCCGUGCAUGCAGAAGACAGGCAUCCAUGCAGCCUACAUCUUGUCACGACCCCUGGCGGGCCUCAACACCUUCUUCAACCUAGCGCUUUAUACGCUGGCUGGAGAUAAGUUUCAACAGGCUUUCUGGAGCUUUGUACACAGGAGGGAACGUACGAGCAGCACCAUAUCUGUGAUCCACACACCAAACAAUUCGUCAAAGACAGACCUCUUGAGGAUCUAAUACAUUGUGUCAAUAUGUGU